AAAGACAGUAUCAUCAUGACAGACGGUGACAUAGUCUUUCAGCUUUCAUUGAAAUAAAUCUGUAUCUUCUAUUUUCUCCUCAGUUGAACUGAACAUGGCGACAUACUUUCAUGCUACACCAAGUGUUGAGGGCAGAACUGUUGCUCUGGGCAUCAAGGGCUUUGAUUACUACCUAUCUUGCCGCAAGGACGGUGCCGAGCCGACUUUGCAUCUGGAGUCGGUUGACAAAGCCAGUCUGGCGACGAUCAGCUCGGACAGCGACAUGGUGCGAUUUCUCUUCUACAAACAGAUCAGCGGUGUGAACGUCAGCACCCUCAUGUCCGUCGCUCACCCUGGCUGGUACAUCAGCACAGCAGCAGAUACGGACAACAUGCCCGUGGAAAUGUGCCAAGAGUCCGCCAACCGCUACCGAACCUUCAACAUCCGAGAGAUAGCAGAGACUGGAUCUACAUCUGGGGGUCAAGCUUAAUCCUUUUUUUUUUAAAAAAAGAAAAGAUUUUGGCACUGAGUAGAGUGUAAUAUAUACUGCACUUCAGCUAGUUUGAUUCCAAUUUCGUUGUAAGUACCAAUGUCUGUGACAAAGACUUCUGCAAGUAUUACAGAGCAUCCUAUUACUGUAUGUACCAAGUACAGAGAGUAACAUGCUUGGUGUAUUGACAUAAGUCAAGUUUCACCAAUAGGUGGCACCAUUGUGCUGUCUGGUGAGCACCUGUGUAUUUAUUGUGCUGAAUGACAUGACUCACUGUUAAUGCUUUUAUCUAUUAAUUUAUUUAUCUAUUUAUGCACCAUUUUAGCAUAUAUAUUUAUUUGAAAAUCUGCUUAC
Molecule: messenger RNA, 823 nt
Organism: Plectropomus leopardus (leopard coralgrouper)
Lineage: Eukaryota; Metazoa; Chordata; Actinopteri; Perciformes; Serranidae
Source: RefSeq, a predicted model, not a curated record